Cooperia oncophora is the source of this 633-nucleotide messenger RNA. NCBI's taxonomy places the organism in Eukaryota, Metazoa, Nematoda, Chromadorea, Rhabditida, Trichostrongylidae. The record is from the annotation of a GenBank genome assembly.
AUGAUCGGGAAUCGCCGGUUAUUAACCGCUCAACGUUCAUUAAACGGGAAAAAGCGACUUGACAUUGUGUACCGCUCGAAAUGGAUCACGAAUAACUUCGUUGUAGGUGACCCUUUAGGAGCAGGUUCGUUCGGGAAAGUCUGGACUGUUGAAUGUCGUAAAAAGCCAGCACAAUUAUACGCAUUGAAGGUUCCUGCUCCUGGAUUCAAUCCUAAACACAUAGCCAUGGAACUGAAGGUCAUGCGGACGAUAUCAGGCGGGCCAAAUGUUGUUGAGUUCAUAGCCGCAUAUCGAGAACUAGAUCGGGUAUUUGUAGUGAUGAAUUAUUUCCCCCAUGAUGAUAUUUUUAGCCUUAUUCAUAAAAUUCCUCUCGACGAAGCCCUUGAAUACAUGCGGAAUCUUUUCAUAGCUCUGCAUCAUAUACAUCGAUACAGGGUGAUUCAUCGGGACAUCAAACCUGCCAACUUUUUAUAUAACCGUGCCGAACGAAGGUACCUUCUAGUUGACUUUGGCUUAUCUCAUUUCGUCACUUCAAACUCAUCACGAAAACGUUCAACAGAUAAUUCACCAUCGCUGAAGGAAAACGUUGUCAUUUCAAGUCCAGUCGAGCCACCAAUCGUGCAAACGAUGUAA